Messenger RNA from Orcinus orca (killer whale), 634 nucleotides. RefSeq names its product calmodulin-binding transcription activator 1-like. The record is from RefSeq and is a predicted model, not a curated record. NCBI's taxonomy places the organism in Eukaryota, Metazoa, Chordata, Mammalia, Artiodactyla, Delphinidae. The transcript is spliced from 2 exons. The coding region runs from base 1 to 378 and encodes 125 amino acids.
AUGCAUUCCCAGAGCCUGGCACUGGAGGAGCUGCCCACGCAGGCGCUGGGCACUGUAGAAGCCAUGUGCUACAGGAGUGGAAUGCUGGAGAAGCUGCUCACAUUGCAGGAGCCAGUCACUGGAGCAUGCACACUUGAGGAGCCCACAUGCGCGGAGGGGAAAUGGCUGCCGAAAACAAGCCGGAAGAGCGUUUCUCAAAGUGUAUUGUGCGGAAUUAGCACCUGCUGCGUUCUCAACACCGUGCCACCUAUAGAUGAUCAUGGGAAUAGCAAUAGUCAUGUAAAAAUCUUUUCACCGAAAAAGCUGCUUGAGUGUCUGCCGAAAUGUUCAAGUUUACCCAAAGAGAGGCACCGUUGGAACACUAAUGAGAGAUUAUGAUGUAGCAGUCCCUUUGGAUUUCUUUUUCAUAAUGUGUGACCCUUCACCUUUGAUCCCCUGACAUGCAUUACCUUGGUAACCAUUUCAUUUUUUAGUUUAAUUUCAUUUUUUGAUUUUGGUGUACAAGCUGUAAUAUUUCAUCUCUCGAAGUGUAACUGGCUGAUUUCCUUAAAUAGAGAUACCCCUCUGAACGAUAAAUUUGCAAAAUGCUGUCUUUAUUUUCUGUAUUAAAAUUGAUUUCAAUUUUAAAAAUAAA